Molecule: messenger RNA, 1627 nt
Organism: Phalaenopsis equestris
Lineage: Eukaryota; Viridiplantae; Streptophyta; Magnoliopsida; Asparagales; Orchidaceae
Product: protein PIN-LIKES 7-like
Exons: 10
Coding region: 199-1428 (409 amino acids)
Biological process (GO): endoplasmic reticulum to cytosol auxin transport
Cellular component (GO): membrane
Source: RefSeq, a predicted model, not a curated record
UCUUCUCCCGUUUACUUCUCUACAACCUCAGUGUCUAUAAAAGCUCUGUUUCUCAGAGUAAUUCUUCUUCGUUCAUCCUUCUUCUCUUCAUGCCAUCAACAAUUGAUUGAUCAGUGAGUCUCAGAUUUCUGCAAAAUCAAAUAGUUAGAAGAAGAAGAAGAAGAAGAAGAAGAAGAAGAGAAAAUAAUUAGAAUAAAAAUGGGAUUUUUAUCACUGUUAAUAGUGGCAAGCAUGCCUGUCCUACAACUUCUGUUAGUGGGUUCUCUUGGAGCCUUUCUGGCAUCAGGUUACAGUAAUCUCCUCUCUGAUGGAAUUCGUCGAGACUUGAACAAGAUUGUUUUUGCUGUAUUUACUCCCUCACUCAUCUUCUCCUCCCUCGCCAAAACUGUAACUCUUCAGGAACUCAUCUCCUGGUGGUUUAUGCCCGUUAACAUCGCCAUCACCUUCUUAAUUGGCGGAGCUCUCGGAUGGCUAGCUGUGAAGAUCCUCAGACCACCACGCCAUCUGGAAGGCCUUGUUGUAGCUAGCUGUUCUGCUGGAAAUUUAGGAAAUCUCAUGCUCAUGAUUAUUCCAGCCGUCUGUGGAGAGCCAGGAAAUCCUUUUGGAGGUGAGAGCAGCUGCAGUCUGCGUGGCACCUCUUAUGUUUCUCUAUCCAUGGCGCUUGGGGGCAUCUUCAUAUGGACGCACACUUACAGUCUCAUGAAAAAAGAUGGUGAAAGAUAUAGGAAGCUAAAGCAAGAAGGUUUGCCGGAGAUCUCGGCCUCCGCCGCCGCUGAUGAAAACUCAGCCGCCGGAGAAACUCAUGAUUCGGAAAGUGAGGAAGACAGCAGUGAUAAAGAGGCUCAGCUGAUUCCAUCAACUAAAUCGGUUGAUGGAUACUCAGACCAAAUGAUUUUGAAGCCAUUGUUGUCUGAUGAAAAACUGAGCAGCAGCAGUGUGUCUUUCAUGAAGAAAAUAGUUGGAGUUGUUCAUCAGACUGUGGAGGAACUCAUGGAACCACCAAAUAUUGCAGCAAUGGUUGGAUUUGUUGUUGGUGCAAUACCUUGGUUAAAAUCGCUUAUGAUUGGAGAGAGUGCUCCCCUUAGAGUUAUAGAGGACUCCAUUAAGAUGCUGGGAGACGGAACUCUACCCUGCACAACUCUUAUUCUUGGAGGAAAUCUCACCAACGGGUUAAGGAAGUCAGCAGUGGGGCCUUCUUUAGUUAUAGCAGUUGGGUUAGUGAGAUAUAUAGCUCUGCCCAUAUCAGGGAUUGCUGUGGUUAAGGCUGCGGACGCCAUUGGCUUUCUGCCUCAGGAUGCACUGUUUCGUUACGUGCUGCUGACACAGUUCACUCUACCUCCUGCAGUUGGAAUUGGUAUUUUACUAAUCUCUAUCAUCUGCCUUCUAAACUCUAUGUUAUUAUUGUUAUUAGGGCUGUUUAUGAUCUGAUUUCGAGUCGGUUUGGGUUAGGCAUAGUGGAACGGUGACUCGUUCGUGUUUUAUUUGGAGCGAGAUUUAGGUGAGAGUUUUGACUCUGGCUCAAUCUGAGCCGAGAAUGGAUCUGUAUACACUGCGAAUCAAUAUUACUUUUUAGGGCGGGCAAAAUCAUCAACUAUCUAACUUUUUCAAAUGUACCAGAAGGGAUUCG